AUGGUCGGCUCAAAAUUCGUUCUUUUGGCUUUCAUAGCUCUGUGUCUUCUCCUUUCCGGUGCUGAAACAAGAGAAAUUGGGUGGGCUCGCCACACCGAACAGGAUCCAUUGUGUUGCAUCAACCAGCAACAAUUUGGAACAUGUGAGACAAAAGAAGAUGAUCUAAGAUGUGAAAAGAUGUGUAUUGAUAAUUGUAGACUGAACAAAGGUGGCGGUUGUCAACCUGUUCCUUCUGGUGCUGUUUGUCAAUGUUACUGUUAAGUGUUGUUAACUAAAAAUAGAAUUAUCAUCAUCAUCUUAAUUAAUAAAGUAUUAAGAAGA
Messenger RNA from Eutrema salsugineum, 321 nucleotides. RefSeq names its product defensin-like protein 24. Gene Ontology annotation, cellular component: extracellular region. The record is from RefSeq and is a predicted model, not a curated record. Gene Ontology annotation, biological process: defense response to fungus. The transcript is spliced from 2 exons. Bases 1 to 261 code for a protein of 86 amino acids. NCBI's taxonomy places the organism in Eukaryota, Viridiplantae, Streptophyta, Magnoliopsida, Brassicales, Brassicaceae.